CCUGCGGCGGGUCCGGGCCCAUGAGGCGACGACGGAGGCGGGACGGCUUUUACCCAGCGCCGGACUUCCGAGACAGGGAAGCUGAGGACAUGGCAGGAGUGUUUGACAUAGACCUGGACCAGCCAGAGGACGCGGGCUCUGAGGAUGAGCUGGAGGAGGGGGGUCAGUUAAAUGAAAGCAUGGACCAUGGGGGAGUUGGACCAUAUGAACUUGGCAUGGAACAUUGUGAGAAAUUUGAAAUUUCGGAAACUAGUGUGAACAGAGGGCCAGAAAAAAUCAGACCAGAAUGUUUUGAGCUACUUCGGGUACUUGGUAAAGGGGGCUAUGGAAAGGUUUUUCAAGUACGAAAAGUAACAGGAGCAAAUACUGGGAAAAUAUUUGCCAUGAAGGUGCUUAAAAAGGCAAUGAUAGUAAGAAAUGCUAAAGAUACAGCUCAUACAAAAGCAGAACGGAAUAUUCUGGAGGAAGUAAAGCAUCCCUUCAUUGUGGAUUUAAUUUAUGCCUUUCAGACUGGUGGAAAACUCUACCUCAUCCUUGAGUAUCUCAGCGGGGGAGAAUUAUUUAUGCAGUUAGAAAGAGAGGGAAUAUUUAUGGAAGACACAGCCUGCUUUUACUUGGCAGAAAUCUCCAUGGCUUUGGGGCAUUUACAUCAAAAGGGGAUCAUCUACAGAGACCUGAAGCCGGAGAAUAUCAUGCUUAAUCACCAAGGUCAUGUGAAACUGACAGACUUUGGACUAUGCAAAGAAUCUAUUCAUGAUGGAACAGUCACACACACAUUUUGUGGAACAAUAGAAUACAUGGCCCCUGAAAUCUUGAUGAGAAGUGGCCACAAUCGUGCUGUGGAUUGGUGGAGUUUGGGAGCAUUAAUGUAUGACAUGCUGACUGGAGCACCCCCGUUCACUGGGGAGAAUAGAAAGAAAACAAUUGACAAAAUCCUCAAAUGUAAACUCAAUUUGCCUCCCUACCUCACACAAGAAGCCAGAGAUCUGCUUAAAAAGCUGCUGAAAAGAAAUGCUGCUUCUCGGCUUGGAGCUGGUCCUGGGGAUGCUGGAGAAGUUCAAGCUCAUCCAUUCUUCAGGCAUAUUAACUGGGAAGAACUGCUAGCUCGGAAGGUGGAGCCCCCCUUUAAACCUCUGUUGCAAUCUGAAGAGGAUGUGAGUCAGUUUGAUUCAAAGUUUACACGUCAGACACCUGUUGACAGCCCAGAUGACUCAACUCUCAGUGAAAGUGCCAACCAGGUCUUUCUGGGUUUUACAUAUGUGGCUCCAUCUGUACUUGAAAGUGUGAAAGAAAAAUUUUCCUUUGAACCAAAAAUCCGAUCACCUCGAAGAUUUAUUGGCAGCCCACGAACACCUGUCAGCCCAGUCAAAUUUUCUCCUGGGGAUUUCUGGGGAAGAGGUGCUUCAGCCAGCACGGCAAAUCCUCAGACACCUGUGGAAUAUCCAAUGGAAACAAGUGGAGUAGAGCAGAUGGAUGUGACGAUGAGUGGGGAAGCUUCAGCACCACUUCCAAUACGACAGCCGAACUCCGGGCCAUACAAAAAACAAGCUUUUCCCAUGAUCUCCAAACGACCAGAGCACCUACGUAUGAAUCUAUGACAGAGCAAAGAUUUUAAUGAAUUUAAGGCAAAAAAGGUGGGGAAGGGAUGUGUGAGCAUCCUGUAAGGUGAAACAAGAAGACUCAAAAUGACAGUCUUGAAGAGUCAGUGUCAUUACAUUUGAACACUUUGGACAGAGGAAAAAUAAACAUGGAUUUUAAAAAAUCAAUCAAUGGUGCAAAAAAAAAAACACUUAAGCAAAAUAGUAUUGUGGAACUCUUAGGCACAUCAAUUAAUUGAUUCCUAGCGACAUCUUCUCAACCUUAUCAAGGAUUUUCAUGUUGAUGGCUCGAACUGACAGUAUUAAGGGUAGGAUGUUGCUUCUGAAUCACUGUUGAGUUCUGAUUGUGUCGAAGAAGGGUUAUCCUUUCAUUAGGCAAAGUAUGAAAUUGCCUGUAAUACUUGCAACUAAGGACAAAUUAGCAUGCAAGCUUGUUCAAACUUUUUCCAGCAACAUGGAAUCAAAGACAAAAGAAACUUAACAAUUGAUGUUUUACGUGCAAACAACCUGAAUCUUUUUUUUAUAUAAAUAUAUAUUUUUCAAAUAGAUUUUUGAUUCAGCUCAUUAUGGAAAACAUCCCAACUGUAAAAUGCAAAAUUAUUGGUUGGUAUGAAGAAAGCCAGACAACUUCUGUUUCUUCUCUUGGUGAAAUAAUAAAAAUGCAAAUGAAUCAUUGUUAACCACAGCUGUGGCUCGUUUGAGGGAUUGGGGUGGACUUGGGGUUUAUUUUCAGUAACCCAGCUGCAAUACCUGUCUGUAAUACUAGAAAAAAAAUCUAUUUAAUCAUUUCUACUUGCAGUACUGCUAUGUGCUAAGCUUAACUGGAAGCUUUGGAAUGGGCAUAAAUUGUAUGUCCUACAUUUCAUCCUUGUCCUGGGCCUGCAUUGCACUGGAAAAAUAAAUCGCCACCUGUUCUUAUACCAGUAUUUGGUUCAAGAUGCCAAAUGUUUUCAGCCCAUGGCUGAAGAAGGAUGGAAAAGAGUCAGGAUAAAAUGCAUACUGAGGGCAGUAACGUGAGGAAGAGAGGGAGAUCCAGGGGAAGAGGGUGUUGUCAUGUUCCACUCUCUGUGUUAAAUCUCUUUACAGCAAAUUGGUAAGAUUUUUAAGUUUUACUUUUAACUGUUUUUGCUGUCUACCUUCCUUACAUUUUUUUUCCUCAACAGUUUUAAAAGGGAAAAAAAAAAGUAUUUUUCUUUCUCCUAUACUGGGGCUACGUUUUUUGAUUGUAAAAAUAUUUGAUGGCCUUUUGAUGAAUGUCUUCCACAGUGAAUAAGAAAACUUAGUGGCUUAAUUUAGGAAACAUGUUAACAAGACACUAUGUUUUUGAAAUUGUAACAAAAUCGACAUAAGUGAUAUACAGGUACAAAGAAUAAAAAUAAAGGUAACUUUACCUUUCUUAAAUACUUCCUGCCUUAAAGAGAGCAUUUCCAUGACUAGCUGGUGAAAGGGUUUAAUAUCUGCAGAGCUUUAUAAAAAUACAUUUCAGUGCAUACUGGUAUAUAAUAGAUGAUCAUGCAGUUGCAGUUGAGUCUUACCACCUCUUUUUGUUUUUUAUAAUGUCUUCAGUCUGAGUGUGCAAAGUCAGUUUGUAAUAUUUUGCAACCCUACAAUUUUUUUAAAUAGAUGCUGCUUGCUGUGUUCUUCAAACCUUUUUGAGCCAUAGGAUCCAAGCCAUAAGAUUCUUUAUGCAUGUUGAAUUCAGUCAGAAAAGAGUAAAGCUUUGCUUAUUUAAAUGGCAAUUCGAGUGAGAUAAGAUGAAAUCCUAUGACGUUAGGCAAAAUAGAACCAUGAAGAAUGAUUGGAAAUACACCUUUUCAAUUGUGGCAAUAAAUGAAAGAAUUGGUAACAGUUCAUCUGUGGACAGAAAGCCUUUUUUUUUUUAAUCACUUCCUCUAGACUCCCUCCUCCCUCAUUGCAGCAACCUACUGAGAACUUUAUAACUGUAGCUAGUAAAUUAGAAGCUACAGUAAUGAAAAGGGCAGAAAUUGUACUUAGAGUGCAGAUCUUCAUUCUCUGACAAUUUAUAAUGUCUGAAAAAACAGAACCCAAAAGCUAUGGUGAUAGGUACAGGCUUUAUUUCAGACUGUAAAUGGCUUGUGCUACUCAUACUUGGUUGCAAAUGUGUUUACUAACUGUAGUGUUGAUUGCCUAACCAAAUUCCAGAGAAAUUUGUACACCGAAAUAGUCCUCCUCAGUCCUAUUUACUAGUAAUAUCUGCACUGUGAUUGGCUGGCUCUAACCGCCCCAUAAACUAUUUUCAUAAUUAGUACUACCAGCAGUAGUGGCACACACUGCAACUUUUCUGCAUAAAAAGUAUUAAUUGCAUACCUACCAUCCAUACAAAUAGUUUUUCAAACUUAACAUUGAGUGAAAUUAAUUUCCUAUGCUGUGGCAAGUUUACGGAGAAAUUGUGUUUCAUAAAUGGAUAUCCCUACUAUGACUGUGAAAACAUGUCAAGUGCCACUUUAGUGUCACAGACAGAAAGCACACACCUAUGCAAUAUGGCUUACCCUAUAUUUAUUUGUAAAAAUCCAAGCAUAGUUUAAAAUAUAUGAUGUCAAUAUUACUAGUCUUAAGUUUCUUAAGAGGAUUCUUUAUGAUUAUUCCAGGUAAGUAUAUAAAAGAGAUUAAGUGCUUUUCUUUCAUCACUUAUUUUCUUUAAAAUCAGCUAUUACAGGAUAUUUUUUUACUUUAUACAUGUUGUUUUUUAAUUAAAAUAUAAUCACUGAGAAUUGAAGUUUACUAAUUUUGAUUUUAUAAGGUUUGUAGCAUUACAGAAUAAACUGGGAUUUAUAAACCAGCUGUGAUUAACAAUGUAAAGAAUUACUGAACUUGAACCAGAUUUUUAGGAAAAUUGUGUUAUUUCUUUUUCCCCUUUAUGGUCUCACCUAAUUUGAAUCCUUCAAGAAGAAUUUUUCCAUACUAUUUUUGAGAUAGAAGAUAAUUGGGGGGUGGGGGGUAAGAAUGCAUGUAUGAUACUCCAUAAAUUCAACAUUCUUUAAUAAAUGAUUAUAAACAAGAUGCAUCUUCAAGAGUAUUAAUAUAUUGAGCCUUGGAUUUUGUGUUUAAUACAGGACCUAACUAUUUUGGUUACUCAGUCAUAUGGUUCCUAGCUUACAAGGGUUAGAUCUUAAGAUUAUUCCCAUGAGAAAUGUUGAAUUUAUGAAGAGUGGAUUUUUGAGGUUUUGAAAAUGGUUAAUUUCUCAAAUAAAAACAUCAGUGUCCAAACAUCUACCCUUUUUCAUAGGAGUAGACACAGCAAGCUGGACAAAACAAUCAUAAAAGUACCUGUCACACCAUGACCUGUGGUCUGUUGCUGAUCGAUAAAAAGCUUUUCUUGUGUGAUUCUUAAUUUAUCACUACAGCACAAGUAUUAUCUCAGUGGAUUAUCUGAAGUAACAUCUGAAAGAUGGGUUCAUCUGUGUUUGCUCUUUAAGCUAUUAUUUUUUUUUCCUAUCCCAAGUUGGCUUUGCAUCUAUCAGAGUAAAUAAAUUCUUCAGCUGCCUUAUUAGGAGUGCUAUGAGGGUAACACAUUUUUCUGCUUUUCAUCUUGUAUUUAGUUUACUGUACUAAGUAUUUUGAUUUCGGAUUGAAUGAAUGUAAAUAGAAAUUAAAUGGAAAUUUGAAUGAACAUAAAAUAGAAGUGAUUUUUUUUUAUUAUUCUAAGAUAGGAAGAAAUAACAAUCAGGUGCACAAAUGGUUUCAAUAAUUUUUUUGCGCUAACAUACCAGGUAUGUUCAGGUUCUCAUAUUUAAUAAACUGCUUAUAUAUGUGAGGACUGACAGUUGUAAAACUGUUUCUGCUGAGCAAUUUAAGCUACUUAAAUAUAUAACAAGUUUUAGAACUAUUAUAUAUUAGAUGUUACACACUUGUAAUUUCUAAGUUCUGUCCAGUAGUUGAAUUGGUUGCUUAAAAAAAACUCAUGUGAAAAAUAACUUCACAUAGAUACACUAGGAGGACUUUCUUGUGGUAACAAUCAACAGUUUGUUCAGCCACACUUGUCAACUACACUUGGUUACUGGAUGUGUAUGUACUACAUAAUGUAGUGCAUAAAUCUGUUUUUAACUAAUGUCUCAAUAUAUCUAGUGUAAGAUGGGUGUUUAGUAUAAGCCACUUACUUGAGGUUAAUUCUGUCACACUUGGAUGAUUUCUGUAUAGAAGUUCUCAAACUGACUUUUUUAUAAAACAUGAUUGUGGCUUUUAGUGCUGAUAAAACAGUCUUUCAGAGGGUGUGAUCUGAAUUCACAGAAUAAAUGGGUUUUUGAAUCCCUGUUCCCAUUUUUGAGGUGAAAUAGAGAAAUGCUUCCAGUUCAUCAGUGUUGUUGGUGGAUGGCAUAGCUCUCCUAUUACAUUCCCCUCCCUUUAAAUUCAUAUGUGAACUGCUUUCUUGUUCAUUAAAAACAAAAACC
Messenger RNA from Callorhinus ursinus (northern fur seal), 6007 nucleotides. RefSeq names its product ribosomal protein S6 kinase B1 (gene RPS6KB1). Gene Ontology annotation, molecular function: protein serine/threonine kinase activity; ATP binding. The record is from RefSeq and is a predicted model, not a curated record. Gene Ontology annotation, biological process: signal transduction; protein phosphorylation. NCBI's taxonomy places the organism in Eukaryota, Metazoa, Chordata, Mammalia, Carnivora, Otariidae.